UCAGAUGAUAACCUUAGCUAGAUGACCAAGGACGUUUGUCUGGCUGUGCUGAUCAGCAGUUAACACUGUGUGAUAUUAUCUCCCUUUGUGGUUGGAGUAACUAACGGCUCGGAGAUGGGAACGUCAAUCCGAGAUCUCCGUGAUUUCCUGUUGGAAGCGGAGUUGGACCAUUACUAUAGUGCCUUCAAGAACGAGCUCAAAAUCGCGUCCGUGCCUCAGAUUAAAUACGUUGCAGAGGAGGACCUACUGUCUAUAGGCAUGACCAAGCCGGAGAUGAGGCGCCUUAAGAAGUUCUACAAGAAGGAAUGUCCUCAGGGAAAACUGGAGAAAUUUAAAAGGGCUCUGAUGGAUAAAGCAAACUUGACUAGCAGCCCUAAUCGAACACUGAGCCCUCCCCCAGACCAUCGAAUAUCACGCCCAAUAUCCUACAUACGACCCACAGGGAAGCAGAUCAUCUCUUCAGACCUGAUUGAGAUUACGAAAACGCUGGGAGAAGGGGAGUUUGGGGUGGUGCAGCAGGGAGUUUGGACCACAGAAGAGGGGGAAAAGGUUGAAGUAGCAUUGAAGUGCCUGAGUCGGGAUCGGUUAGAGAAUGGAACCCAGGAGUUCCUGAAGGAGGCGGGGUUGAUGCAGACCAUCGACCAUGACCAUAUUGUGCACAUGUUUGGCGUGGUGCUGGAUAAAGAGAACUCUCUUAUGCUGGUAACGGAGCUAGCCCCCUUGAGGUCACUCCUAGACUGCCUGAAAGACCCCCUGAAGAGGCAAGACUUCCCCCUUCUCCGGCUAUGUGACUUUGCUCAGCAGAUCAGCGAUGGUAUGGCAUAUUUGGAGAGCAAGAGGUUGAUACACAGGGAUCUGGCUGCUAGGAAUAUACUUGUGUUCUCAAAGGAUAUUAUUAAGAUAAGCGACUUUGGUCUGUCCCGAGCCCUGGGCCGUGGGAAGGACUACUACCAGAGUAAUUUCACCAUCAACCUCAAACUGCCUAUAGCAUGGUGUGCUCCUGAGUGUAUUAACUACCUCAAGUUCACGUCGGCCAGUGAUGUCUGGGCGUUUGCCGUGACUCUAUGGGAAAUGUUCACGUACGGGUGCCAACCCUGGGCUGGCCUUAGUGGACAACAGAUCCUGGACGCCAUAGACUCUCCUAACCACGAGCGAUUGGACAGGCCAGACUUAUGCCCAAAGAACUACUAUGAUCUCAUGUUAAAAUGCUGGGACCAGAAUGCUGAACACAGGCCAACUUUUGGCGAAAUGUACAUCCUAUUUCCACAAAUGCGCCCGACACAGGUCAAGGCUGUGAAAGACUUUCCAGAAGUCACCGUGCCAAAAGACUAUAUUUAUUACCGGGCAUACGACGUCAUAUCGGUUCUCGACAAAAUGCCCUCACAGCCCCCUGUACCAGGACUUUGGAAGGGAGCCCUAAUGAGCGGAAAAACGGGCUACUUUGACCCUUGCAAUACUGUUCCAUUUAUUGAGCCCAAAAGCAGCCCGGAUUCUUCAACACCAAAGAAAUCUAUUUCAAGAAAAGAUUCAAAGCGUUCAGGAAGCAAGAAGAUUCGCCCGGACAUGAUCAGUCGUCCCCAGAAUGACCUCCGACACACUGGACAUAUCGGUUACGAUGGGGCCAUAUUUGGAGAUGUUGGUUUCAUAGGAGAUAAUUACGACAAACUGCCUCUUAAAACAUCUUCUAUAGGCAAGCUUGACGACAGUCGGAACUCCAUCAACCUCUCCCGCAUGUCCGACAGCCCAGAUAAGGACAACAAACAUCUCAGUCUGUCUGAUUCGUCACUGAACGGGGGACCGCACAGGACCAAUGGAUUUGGACGAUCUUGGAUCAGUGUCGAGUCAUUGCAAUCUACAACGGGACGGACAGACGAACGCGAUGAUAGAGAUGGCUACCUGGACAUAGAUGAUGACUCUCUUCUGGCGGAUUUCAAAAUGCCUGACCUCGGGUCAUCCCUAGACUUUGGUGGCUCAUUCAUGGACGAAGUUCUUAAGGCCUUGAGUGAGAAAGAGUCCCAGCUAGAAUCAACCAAUGAAAAGUCUUCAACUGGCUCUCGUGGCUCCCAGGAGGAUGUAUUUAGCUCUGGAGUACCAGCAAGGAACCGGUCCCUGUCACCUCCCCUCACUGAGCCCCGGGGUCAACCCCCACCCCUCCCUGCUGGGCCACCUAGAGCUGCUCCAAGAAGGUUUGCAAGUCAGAAGGAGGCACCAAAACCAGCUGUAAAACCAGACGGGCACCGACUUCAGGCAAAGGUUAAACCUAUGUCUACAUCAGACGAGCGCAUGAUGGAAGACGCAAUCAACAUUGCUAACGAGUUUGCCUCUCAUUCUGGCCGAUCGCAGAUGAUGCGACAGGAAUCGCAAAACUCUGAGCAUUCUGACGCUGGCUCGGAAUCGCCGAGGCUGAUUCACAGAAUUAAAGCCUCAAUUAAGAAAAGUCCAAAGCAGGAAAGACAAAGAACAUUUUCAGAAAGUUUAAACCAAGAGGCUGAAGAAGUUCCCGCUGAGGCACAAGAAGCGUAUAAUGCGUUAGUCGUUCAUGGAUCGAUAAAGGAGGGAUCACGUGGAUAUCAGCAUAAGUCGAUUGCUGACAAUAAACGAGAAUCAUUUGAUAGUAAUGGCAGUAGUGGGCAGAAUUUUGCUUUUGCAGACUCUAGUAGUUCUAGUGUAUCGAGAACCCCAGAUCGGGCCUCGCCAAUUAAGUCAAUAUCCAAUCGAAGUUCGGCCUCACCCCCGGUGGUACCUCGUGUUCCUAGCCGAGUUGCAGCUCCUGAGCGGCCCUCCCCUGUCCCAAGGCCGGAAAUAUCAGCACCUAGUUUGCCUAAGAGGGGCGAACCGCCAAUGCCCAAACCUAGGCCGGAGCUGGUACACAGAGUUGAACCUACUGUUCGUUCAACACCCCCUCCUGUUCCUGCCAAAGAUUUUGAUAGAACUGAUUAUAGUGCUAAAAACACACCCUCUUCACAUGAAACAACAAGUGCUAGAAACAAUGCGUUUGAAAUAUCUGCGCCACUCGCUAUUAGUGAACCUGAGUGGAAACGGUCAGAGGAGAGUUUAAAAAGUGACCGGAAUUCACAAACCUUUAGUGAUAGUGGUAAAAUGGAUAGUUUGAAUACGAGUAUGGAUUCAGGGCAGAAAUCAAACAGUCAAUCAGACGUGUCGCAAUCAUCAGCAUCAAAAUUUACAUUUUUCGAUGAAGAAAUGGCAGACCCGUCGCCAAGGGAGAUUAUGAGUAAACUAGCACGUGAAAGUCGCCUUCGUCGCUCUUUGGAUCAUCAAAGAGGACCAUCUGGCGAUGGUGAAACAACACCCAACAGAAAUCUACGUGAACCACAGGGUAUACCAGGAAAGACUUUUGCAGCGGCGAGCAGUGGUGAAGUUGAGGAAGAAGUUGAUACAAACCCGUUACGUAUGCUGCGAGGCGGGGUUAUUCCCGUGCGAGGGGGAAGGGCUGGAUCAGGUAUGAGUACAAAUAAACCCACCCUUCGACACCCCAAGCUUCAUUUUACAACCACGCAGGCAUCGUCGUCGCUUCAACAUUCAGUUAGCAUGGACUCAAGCAGGGAAAUAGGGGAAACUGUUGGUCAACACGCGUAUCCUGAUACCGAUGAGGCUGAAUCCAGUGCCCCGGCUGUUCCCCCCAGGGAGAAGAAUGGUGAGGAAAUAGAACUGAUGCAAAAACUCUUUGGCAGUGAUGUGACGAGAGAAGACUGCCGUGAGGCCCUGCAUGAUACUAAAGACUUGAACAAAGCUAUUAAACUAAUAAAACUAAAACAAUUACUCAGCAUUCAGCUGGGGGAUGCUAGUAGGUGCAAAGAGGCCCUCUUAGCAAGUGACUGGAAUAUUCAGAGUGCUGCAGAUUACCUCCUGAACGCUGAUGGAGCCUCACCGACACGCAGUGGUAGAUUUACCCCACCCAGUCCUGAGUGUGUGGAUGUGUAGUGAAAUGGUGGUGUCUAGUCAGUAAAACUAGUUAUGUUGCAUUAUCUGUAUGUGACCUUGACCUUCGUCUUGAAGGUCAUACAUGACCUUUAAUGAAGGUGAAUAUUAUACUAGUAUAUGGUGGAAUAAUGUAUGAAUGACCUUGAACUGUCCUUUUCUCUAAAAGGUCAUGUUUGUUUGAAUUUUGAAGGUCCAUUGUAUGAGCAAAAUUAGUUGUGAUUUUUUUUUAUAUCGCAACAAAGUUCAACACUAAACUGCGUAUGCAACCAAACAGUUCAUUAUAUAGACUUACAUGUAUCUAUCUUUAUUGUACAUAACACUUCAUAAUGUAUAAGGUGUUCAUGAAUUGUUAACUUUAAAUUGCUGAUUGUAAAUGUGUACAAAUACUUGUUAAGUGUUUCUGUUCAUAGACUACUUUUGAGAUGUAUAAAUGAGAAGUAUGUAAAAAUGCCAUGCUUUAAAUUAUUAGAAUAUCUGCCAUAUCUGGAGAGGUUGUUUUGUUUAGUGAUGUCAAAGGUCAGAUAUUGUCAUAGCCUUUGCGUUAUUUAUCAUCAUCAUACAAAAUCAUUAACCAUAACUCAAAACCCUGAGAUAUUCAAAUGAAACUUGGUACAGAUGUUGCCGGAGACGAUAUGCUCAUGCAUUGCAAAGCCCAUAACUCUGGAUUGAAUCAUGGUUGAGUUAUGCCCCCUUUUUGCAGCUGAAACAGAACGGACGAACGUUGACAUUUGUUCACACUCAGCCCUCAGCACUAUGCUGUAAAAUUGAUCGGGGUGUAUUAAAAAAAACAUUUUAGUUAAGAUUAUAUAUUUAAAAUUGACAAUUUCCAGAGCUGUAUAACUCCAUGUUUAGACUUCUUUCUGCUAAAUAUAUGCAUGUAGCAUCAAAUAAAAAUAUAUAGCACGGAAGUAAAAAAAAUAAAAAAAAAAAUGGUUGAGAUUUUUUCAAGAUACUCUUUGAAUAUGGUGCCACGUUAAAGUUGACAUGAUGAAUAAGAUCAUCCAGUGCACACCUGAGCAGGAAAUAAUUAUUGAUUUUUUUUCUAAGCUAGAAUCAUACUUUUUACUACUUUUCAACAUUGUAACAUUUCAUGAGAUUUCAACUGUUCCAUACUGUAACAAAUGGGGAGUUAAUGAAAGUUUUUGUAUUUGUAUUUAAUGUGUAAAUAAUUAUUAAUAUAAGCUCAUAGAUACACCCAGGGUUAAAUUUCAUUACUAACACACUGUAUAUUAUUAAUUAGAUCAUAUAUCCUAGGAUAGUAAUUACCCUUACAUUGUGCAAACUCUACAUUGGGUCAUCAUAUCAAGGGAUAUACAACAAAAUACCGUAAAAUCGAGAAAAUCGACAGCUUAAUGUAUACAACAAAAAGUUUUUGGUUUGGUCAAUGUUAUCCAAAAUGGCUAUUGAUUGGUCAAUAUUCAUCCAAUUGUAUCUACUAAUUAAUCCAAUAGUUCAAUGAGUCAACUGAUUGGUCGAUAUUCAUCCAAUUGUAUCGACUUAUUAAUCAAAUAGUUCAAUGAGUCAACUAGCGAAAAGAUAACGAGUGGAAAACUUGUCAACGUUUUAUACAAUUGUCAAGGCUGAAGUUGCAGAUAUCAAUUCACAUAUUAAGUUGCAAAUUCAAAUAUCAAAGUGCAACCUUUUCAGCCAACCUAUUCUUUUAAAAAAAAUGUAUUGCACUUAAACCAAGAAUAAAGUAUGAAAAAAUAUGAUGGUAUGAUAGUCGUUGAUAUGAUUGCCCAGAUGUUAUUAAUCAUUUAUUUUAUGUAUGAUAAUCACUUUAGUUUGUAUUAUAUUCAUGGAUACAGAUCUGAAUUUCACUUUUUUUUAUCUUUUUCUGUUAUGCUUCUGUUUAUUAGACUUUCUUAUUCAGUUGUGUGCUUUCAUUCAGGUACAUACAUUGUAAGGCCAAUAGGAACUAAUUUCUAGAUUUUCAUCCAAAAUUUUUUUUUUAAUUUCAGGGGUUGACAUUAUAUUUUCUAUUUUUCUUAUUUGACUGUUUGACCGUUGAAUAUGUGUUCAUGCUCUUUCUUUUUUAUAAGGGACCAUAAACAUGUUUUUCCUUUUUUACAUUUAAAUGUUAUACAUCAACACCAUAGGUAUAAGUAAAUGCUGUUCCCGGACUGAUGAACAAAUACAAAACCUAGUUCAGCAUUUUUGAGUCAAUAAAAUUUAAGGGGCAGCAGAAAAAAAGGGGGCAGGCAGGGAUGAAAAUCUAGCAAUUAAUUUAUAUUCCCUUAGUGGAGAAAAAAAUGCCUCUUUUUUUUAAAUAGUUCAUAAUCAGAAAUUAAGAUGCUCUGCUUACUAUUCUCUGGUUUCAAAAAAAAAGAGUAAAACUCUUUGAUUUUAAACAAACACUGCUUGAAACUAAGAUGAUAUUUGUUGGUUCUGUGUGCUAAAGGUAUUAAAACCAUGAGAAGUUAACUUAUUGCAGUAGAUCUGUUUGUUAUGAUUAUCUUGGAGGAGAACUAAAUACACCUUUGCUGUACAAUUUUGCGGACAUGUGCAAUCCUUAGCUUAGAUCAUAAUUUCAUAGUGCUCAAUAUGACAUGACUUUCUGCCUUAAUAUUUUGUCAUUGCAAUAUUUCCAGGUUGUUGGAUUUAAUUCUAGUUUUCUACCCUAAUAGACUUAGAAGUCAAUUUAUAAACUCACUGUUAUCAGAAAGUGUUAAGCUUUGGUGUAGAACUUGAACAGCUACCCAUUUGGAUUUGAAAAAUAUCAACCCUUACAAAAGAAUUGACUGCAAUAUGAGAGUACAUACAAAGUUUGAUUCAAAGCUGAACACUUAGUUCAAGAUUCACUAAUGAGUCUGCUAUUACAAUUAUUUGUGUAAAUAUCCUAUCUCUAUGGAUUAAUGCAUUUUCACCUUUCCUUUGUUGCUUCUACCAUGAAUGUGUAUGCUUUUUUUGAGUCCCUCACUUGCCAAAUGCAUUUGCAAUAAUCUCUAUAACACUGUACAUAUUUUCACUGUUUCUUGUGCAAAUUCUUUGUUUUUGUUUAGAGUGUAUGGCAACACUGUGUGUGAAAUAAGAAUAUUUCACUUUGAUAGGUUAUACAUUGUGCCGAAUGUUCUGAACUUUGUCAAAGUUAACAACGUAAUUAACGACAUCGUUGUAAACUCUAAAACAUGAAAUAUUUCAUGAUUUUUGCAUUAUGUAGAGUUAAAUAAGACUAGUACAGCAAAAACAGUUGUCUUAAAUCUUGUUAAACAUAUAGUAGAUUACAACUGUAUCUGUUGAACUUCUGAAACAGUUAAGAUUUGAAAGUUAACAACAAGGAUGUUAACAACAUUGUUAACUGUAAACAAAAUUGUUAACUUUAACCAAGUUCUGAACAAUCUGCCCAUUUAGUUUUGUGAUUCUGUUCUUGUGUUCUGUUACCCUUUAAAGGAAUGCCAUGUAGUUUGUUAAAAACAAAGCUUCACUGCUGAUUGCAAUUUAUGAACAUAUUUUGUUGAAAAUAAACAUUGACGCACACUGUUAGAGCAGUCUUAAACACAUCACUCUUGUUUUGCUUAAAUUAUUUAUAUUUAUACAUCAUUUUGCCAAUGAGAAAAUGAGAAUUUCCUGUGUUAUAAGUGCUGGAAUUCAGUAUAAAUAUAUUCUGAUAACAUGAAUGUUUGGCUUAACUAUGUUUGUUAUCACCUUGCUUCAUGAAGACUGCUGGUCAAAUUGUGCAAAUCUUAUUUUACAUUAACACUUCCUAUGAUGUCUUCCGUUUACAUGUUAUUGCAACAACCAUUCAGUAAGUGCAUCAUCAGAUACCCUGUUACAUUACUACACAAUACUUCCCUGUGAACCCAGGACGGUUUGGCUUGGAAAAUCUUGUUAUCAUGAAUAAUUUAAGAGGUAGUUUCAUUGGUUGCGCAGGGUAUCAGAUGCUUUACGAUAUUCUGGCGAUUGCUGGAAUUUAAUCGGGUCCACCUUUUCAGUACAAUAAUCAAUGCAGUAGUCAAGACCAGUAGGAUAUGGCGCCUGACUGAUACUACAGGGGUAUUGAAAAAUAUAUAAUUGUAACAUGCGAAUCCAUUAGAAGAAGAGUUGUCUCCCCUGCCUCAUCCAUAUUCAUUGCAACGAGAUUUUAUAAGUCAAUUGUCCCAUGGUAUUUAUGAAGUAUAAUGGAAUUAAGUGUGGUGGUUGCAGACUAUUAGUUAAUAAAGCCUUAAUAUGGUAUGACCGAAUUUAUUUCAUUAUGAAUACCUAAUAUGUUCAGAUGAAUAUGAUGCCAUACAAAACCUUUAAGACAUUCAAUAAACUUCAGCUCAAUGCAAUUUUUCUUGGGGAAAAAAUGUUUGAAAUGCCCUCAUUUCAAUUUGAAGUUGAUGGAAUUUUGAAAGCAAGCUACAUGUUAACAAUGGCAUUUAAAACAAAAUUGCCUAACAAUUUCAACACUGAAAUAUUGUUCUAAAACUUACAUAUAUAUAUAUAUAUAAUUAAAAUGGCAUUAGUCGCUAAAGAAAUAAAAAAUUGAAGACAUUAAAAGAUAAAAUAAACCCUCCUAUAUGUCUGUUCCUAGAUAAUUAUAUGCCUACAACUGUAACAAGUCGGGGCCCCUUUCCAAUCAAGAAAGAUUGUAAGGCUGUUAAAAGAUCAUAACAAUUUAGGCCUAACUCCAUUUUGGUGUCAGCUCUGUUAAGGACUAAGAUAACAUAUUGGAAUGGGGCCCUUGGCAUUGUCAUUUGUGUAGUUUUCUGCCUUUGUAAAUUGUAUAUGUCAUUAGUUUUCCUGUCAUAUCAGUGCCAUAUUUACCAAUAUAAUGUUAGUCAUUUCAUUACAGACAAUACUAUGUCAGUUUACUAAUUGUAUUUCAGUAAUGUUGUAUUAAAUAAUCAAUAAAAUGUUGUUUAUAUA
This is a messenger RNA of Mya arenaria, 8793 nucleotides long. Its product is annotated as activated Cdc42 kinase-like. The transcript is spliced from 19 exons. The record is from RefSeq and is a predicted model, not a curated record. Lineage: Eukaryota; Metazoa; Mollusca; Bivalvia; Myida; Myidae. Gene Ontology annotation, biological process: protein phosphorylation. The coding region runs from base 115 to 3942 and encodes 1275 amino acids. Gene Ontology annotation, molecular function: ATP binding; protein tyrosine kinase activity.